Nyctereutes procyonoides (raccoon dog) is the source of this 1496-nucleotide messenger RNA. It is a transcript of the gene CTSO, whose product is annotated as cathepsin O. The record is from RefSeq and is a predicted model, not a curated record. Gene Ontology annotation, molecular function: cysteine-type endopeptidase activity. The transcript has 8 exons. Gene Ontology annotation, cellular component: lysosome. Bases 7 to 975 code for a protein of 322 amino acids. NCBI's taxonomy places the organism in Eukaryota, Metazoa, Chordata, Mammalia, Carnivora, Canidae.
GCGCGGAUGGAGCUGCGGGCGCGGCGGUGCUUCUGGCUGCUUUGCUGCUGCUGCUGCUGCUGCUGCGCCCGGUCCGCGCAGCCCCGCGCCACCUUCACGGCGACCGAGCCGCGGAGCCGCGAGCCGCCGGCGGCCGCCUUCCGGGAAAGUCUUAAUAGACAUCGAUACUUGAAUUCUGUAUUCCCUCGUGAAAACUCAAGUGCCAUCUAUGGAAUAAAUCAAUUUUCUUAUUUGUCUCCUGAAGAGUUUAAAGCUAUUUAUUUAAGAAGCAAACCUUCCAGAUCGCCCAGGUACCCAGCAGAGGUGCGAACAUCCAUACGCAAUGUGUCUUUACCAUUAAGAUUUGACUGGCGGGACAAACGUGUUGUAACCCAAGUGAGGAACCAGCAGACUUGUGGAGGAUGCUGGGCCUUCAGUGUGGUGGGUGCUGUGGAAUCUGCAUAUGCAAUAAAAGGGAAGUCUUUGGCAGACAUAAGUGUACAGCAGGUCAUUGAUUGUUCAUAUAAUAAUUACGGCUGCAGUGGAGGCUCUACUCUCAAUGCUUUGAACUGGUUGAAUAAGACACAAGUAAAACUGGUGAGAGAUUCAGAGUACCCAUUUAAAGCACAGAAUGGCCUGUGCCAUUACUUUUCUGAUUCACAUUCUGGAUUUUCAAUCAGAGGUUAUUCUGCAUAUGACUUCAGUGACCAAGAAGAUGAAAUGGCAAAAGUACUUCUUACCUUUGGCCCAUUGGUAGUGGUAGUAGAUGCAGUGAGUUGGCAAGACUAUUUGGGAGGAAUAAUACAGCACCACUGCUCUAGUGGAGAAGCAAAUCAUGCUGUUCUCAUAACUGGAUUUGAUAAAAUAGGAAGUACUCCAUAUUGGAUUGUGCGGAACUCUUGGGGAAGUUCAUGGGGAGUAGACGGCUAUGCCCAUGUUAAAAUGGGAGGCAAUAUUUGUGGUAUUGCAGAUUCUGUUUCUGCUGUAUUUGUGUGACAUGUUGGGCAGAUCAAAGGACAACGACAAAAAUGAAGGUUCAUAAUGAGUUGUAGCAAAGAACUUCAUUCUCAGCAUUGUUCAUCUUUGGGCCACCACCUCUCUUUGGGCCACCAGCUCCAUGGCUCGGGAGGAAUCUGUAGAACAGUUUCUUACUCUGGGAUAAAGGUCACAUUAGGAAUCUCUUCAAUUUGAAGAGGCUUUUAUCUGGUUUGAUUGUUGUUUUUUGUUUGCUUAUUUUUAAUGAUAUACUUCCAAUAGGUUAAAAAGGGAAAACGAAUGUCUUUUCCUUUGUAGAACAUAAUCACCAGCCUUAACUUACACUUACAUACAAGAAUAGGCAACCUAAAAAAUGAGGUGUGCUUCUCACAAAUAUAUUCACAGCCCUCUGAGAUGGAAUUUCUUAAGGAUUUUGAAAUGCCGGGUGCUUUACCUCCACAAAAAAUGUUUACCCCUCAAACAGUAGAAAGGGCAUAUAGAAAGAAAAAAAAAAAAAGGACAAAAUCCCUUUUUAAGAGAAA